AGCUCUCUGAACGGCCAGAUUCCACUGGUUUCUGUCUCUCUAGGCCUGGCGCUCAGCGGAGUGCUCAGUUCUCUUACAUACUUACCUACAAGGCCACGGAAAUGCAAGGUUCCGCCGCUGCGCCAGGAACUACAGUCGGGGAAGCGGGAGUGCGCAGCGCACGGGAAGGGGGGUCUCCUGUCUGUCUGCCGUGGGCUUAAGGAAUCUCCGGAGAGCGUCCUGGGUCGGAAGUGGGGAUCCGAUAAACGUUUUAGAGGAGUCUUUGGGUGAGGUGGGCAGGAGCUUGGGAGACCUCAGUGGGGUCGCCCUUUGCUCCCUGUUGGGCUUCACAGGGGCUGCGACGGGGACCAGCAGGACUUUGGAACUUGUUACUGGAGGUGUUGCGAUAACAAGGAGCAAGGUCAACACGCGCGCUGGGCGCCACGGCCCAACGCAGCCAGCAGAGCUCGGGGGCCGCUCCCAUCUCCGGCGCGCCGGUGCGGAAGCGAUCCCCCCGCUACCCAACAGAGGUCCCUCCUCGCCGCCGGACGACCCUCGGAAGCGGCGUGUGACAACACAGGGUCCCAGUGGGUUGCCCCAGGGCUGGGGGAGGGUCUCGAUCUCCGAGCUCCGGGCGCGUCAAGGGCGCCCGCUCCUGAUUGGCCGGUCGAGGGGCUCACGGACCAGGCGCUCAAGGAUUGGCGCAACCGGAGGCCAGAGUCGGAGUAACUGGACUCUAGGUUGCUGGUAGCAGUCCCGGAGCCUGAGGGGCUGGCGUCGGCGCCCGACACAAAGUCCAGGGAAGGAGCCUGGCCGGGACGCGCGCACCAUGCCCUACCUGCUCAUCAGCACCCAGAUACGCAUGGAGGUGGGCCCUACCAUGGUGGGCGAUGAGCACUCAGAUCCAGAACUGAUGCAGCAUCUGGGGGCCUCAAAAAGAAGUGUCCUGGGAAACAACUUCUCUGAGUACUACGUGAAUGACCCUCCUCGAAUAGUCUUGGACAAGCUGGAGCGCAGGGGCUUCCGUGUGCUGAGCAUGACAGGGGUGGGCCAGACGCUGGUGUGGUGCCUGCACAAGGAGUGACCCUCCCACGCUGAGGAGCGCCAGUCACCCCUUCUUUGGAGUGGCUGCCAUGGGCCCCGACCCCAAGACCCUGCCUCGCUCACCUCCCUGCCCCUUCUUCCCAAAUCGUCCUUCUCCUUGGCCCAGCACCACUGAGCAGUGAAUGGCCUUCUCUGAAAACUGUUUCAGACAGUGUGGAAGGGUACAGCCCCUGGCCCUGGUGCCCCCAGCUGCCCCUCCAGCUUCAGGCCUGGCACAGGCCCUGGAGGAGGCCCUAUUCUGUCAAAAACUGAGGGGCUGACGAGCCAGGCUGCCCCUGGCAGGGAGCUGGGUGCCCCUGUGGAGCAGAGCUCCAGGACUGGGUGGGUGGGGCCUGCAUAGCUAGUCCAAGCCAAUAAAGGGCUAUGAUGAGAGGCUGC
Messenger RNA from Cervus elaphus (red deer), 1461 nucleotides. It is a transcript of the gene GCHFR, whose product is annotated as GTP cyclohydrolase I feedback regulator. Gene Ontology annotation, molecular function: GTP cyclohydrolase binding. The coding region runs from base 809 to 1063 and encodes 84 amino acids. The transcript is spliced from 3 exons. Lineage: Eukaryota; Metazoa; Chordata; Mammalia; Artiodactyla; Cervidae. Gene Ontology annotation, biological process: negative regulation of biosynthetic process. Gene Ontology annotation, cellular component: cytoplasm; nucleus. The record is from RefSeq and is a predicted model, not a curated record.